Molecule: messenger RNA, 1922 nt
Organism: Fusarium oxysporum Fo47
Lineage: Eukaryota; Fungi; Ascomycota; Sordariomycetes; Hypocreales; Nectriaceae
Product: H(+)-transporting V1 sector ATPase subunit B
Exons: 7
Coding region: 127-1662 (511 amino acids)
Biological process (GO): proton transmembrane transport; ATP metabolic process
Cellular component (GO): proton-transporting V-type ATPase, V1 domain
Molecular function (GO): proton-transporting ATPase activity, rotational mechanism; ATP binding
Source: RefSeq, a predicted model, not a curated record
AGCAAGCUCAACCUCCUCCAACCUCUUGAGACCUUCUCCCGACUUCACCUCCAAGCUUCGCGAUCGGCUCCUAUAUUCUCUUUUGCCCCUUCCUUCAACCGUCCGAUUACCGAUCCAUCGCCCAUCAUGGCGGACCCUCGCGAGUCCUCAUCGUACUCGGUCAUUCCCAGAAUUCGAUACAACACUGUUGGCGGCGUCAACGGUCCCCUCGUCAUCCUCGAUAAUGUUAAAUUUCCGCGAUACAAUGAGAUCGUGACACUCACUCUUCCCGAUGGCACUGAGCGCUCAGGCCAAGUCUUGGAAGCUCGAGGUGAUCGAGCUGUCGUCCAGGUCUUUGAGGGUACUUCCGGCAUCGAUGUGAAGAAGACCAAGGUUCAGUUUACAGGCCAGAGUUUGAAAAUCGGUGUCUCUGAAGACAUGCUUGGUCGUAUCUUUGAUGGUUCCGGUCGAGCUAUUGAUAAGGGCCCCAAGGUGUUGGCUGAAGAUUAUCUUGACAUCAACGGUUCUCCUAUUAACCCUUAUUCUCGUGAAUAUCCCGAGGAGAUGAUUUCCACAGGUAUCUCUGCCAUUGACACCAUGAACUCGAUUGCCCGAGGACAAAAGAUUCCCAUUUUUUCCGCCUCUGGUUUACCUCACAACGAAAUCGCUGCCCAGAUUUGCCGACAGGCUGGCCUCGUCCAGAAGCAGGGCAUCACUAACAAGGGCGUUCAUGACGGCCACGAGGAGAAUUUCUCGAUCGUCUUCGGUGCUAUGGGUGUUAACUUGGAAACUGCCCGUUUCUUCACCCGCGACUUUGAGGAAAACGGCAGUCUGGAGCGUGUUACACUCUUCCUGAACCUCGCCAACGAUCCUACCAUCGAACGUAUCAUUACUCCUCGUCUUGCUCUUACCACUGCCGAAUAUUACGCCUACCAACUCGAGAAGCACGUUUUGGUCAUCCUUACCGAUCUUUCUGCUUACUGUGAUGCUCUCCGAGAAGUUUCAGCCGCUCGAGAAGAAGUUCCCGGUCGUCGCGGAUACCCUGGUUACAUGUACACUGAUUUGUCCACCAUCUACGAACGAGCCGGUCGUGUUGAGGGCCGCAAUGGUUCCAUUACUCAGAUUCCCAUUCUGACCAUGCCCAACGAUGAUAUCACCCACCCCAUUCCUGAUCUGACAGGUUACAUUACCGAGGGUCAGGUGUUCAUUGACCGAGCUCUGGACAACCGUGGAAUCUACCCGCCCAUCAAUGUUCUGCCUUCGCUGUCCCGUCUGAUGAAGUCUGCCAUUGGUGAGGGCAUGACUCGAAAGGACCACGGUGAUGUUUCGAACCAACUGUACGCCAAGUACGCUAUUGGUCGUGAUGCCGCAGCCAUGAAGGCUGUCGUUGGUGAGGAGGCCUUGUCUGCUGAGGACAAGCUGUCCCUCGAGUUCUUGGAGAAGUUCGAGCGUCAGUUCAUCAGCCAGGGCCAGUACGAGUCUCGAUCUAUUUAUGAGUCUCUGGACCUUGCAUGGAGCCUUCUCCGUAUUUACCCUAAGGAGUUGCUCAACCGUAUUCCCGCCAAGGUUCUCAACGAGUUCUACCAGCGAGCUGCAAAGGAGUCUAAGGCCAAGGGUAAGGCUCGGGCAGAUACUGAGGCCCGAAGCCAGCAGCAGACGGAAGAGAACCUUAUUGACGCAUGAGGGGACGACUUGUCGGCAUUUUGAUAGAUAGUAUAAUGAGCGCGCACACAAGGCUGAUGGAAGAGCAGAGAGAGAAAUGUUUUUAGCUGAUUGUUUUCACGCUGUUGUUGAGGGAGGCUGUAGAGCAGAGCAAGAGUAGGUAUAUGGGCGAAGAUAGGGGGCGAGCCAAUGCAAUUCAACCGAUCCUCAACCUGACCCUGAUGUCUCAUGAUUGAUUACCUGAGCCAAGAGGAGCAUGACUUGCCAUGGUGAUGAGAACA